CCGCCAAUGCAUUGCGAUUUAAACCUGAACGACCCUCCACCUCUUCCCGCCUUUCCUGCUCUUCUUGCCCUUAUAUCUAUCUCCCCCCCAAUCCUCCAUCAACAAAAACUCUAUCUCUUCCUUCCCUCCCUUCGUCCUCCGUCAAUCCACACCUCCCUCUCCCCCAAUACCGCCCCACAUUCUUCAGUCAGGUCUCUUUCUUCAUCUGUCGGAGUCUCUGCUUUGUAUCAGUAUCAACACCACCGACCCAGCUCCGUAGCACAAACACACCUGCUGCCGCUUCCCCCCGCCUUCUCAGACCCUCUUCAUCCCACCCGGACGAACGACACCUAAUCCAUCAGCGUUUUUUUUUUGCAAUCGAAUAAUAGCCGUUAGCCAUGUGUGGAAUUUUUGGCUACGUCAACUACCUCGUCGAGAAGGACCGCAAGUACAUCUUGGACACUCUGGUCGCUGGUCUGUCCCGCCUUGAAUACCGCGGCUAUGAUUCCGCCGGAGUCGCCGUAGACGGUGACAAGGAGGGCGAGGUGCUGGCCUACAAGGAAGUCGGAAAAGUUGUAAAGUUGCAGCAAUUGAUCGAAGAGGCCAAGCCUGACCUCGACGCUACCUUUGUGUCCCAUUGCGGUAUUGCACACACACGGUGGGCCACCCACGGUCAGCCAUCGCGCAUCAACUGUCAUCCUCACCGAAGCGACCCCACCUCGCGGUUCUCCGUCGUUCACAAUGGUAUCAUCACCAAUUACAAGGAGCUGAAGGCUCUGUUGGAGAGCAAGGGAAUGGUCUUCGAGAGUGAGACCGACACCGAGUGCAUCGCCAAACUUACAAAGUACAUCUACGACCAGAACCCGUCGAUCGACUUCACCACGCUUGCCAAGACUGUCAUUGCCGAGCUCGAGGGUGCUUUCGGUCUGCUGCUGAAGUCUGUUCACUACCCCCAUGAGGUCAUCGCCGCACGGAAGGGUUCGCCUCUUGUGGUGGGUGUAAAGACCCAGCGCAAGAUGAAGGUGGACUUUGUGGACGUCGAGUUCUCCGACUCCGGCCCAUUGCCCGCCGAGCAGGCCGCGCACAACGUUGCUCUCAAGAGCUUGAAGUCCGGUCCCCAGAGCAGCCUCGCUCCUCCGGAUAAGAGCCUUCUCCACCGCUCGCAGUCCAGGGCGUUCCUUUCCGACGAUGGCAUGCCCGUUCCCGCCGAGUUCUUCCUGAGUUCCGAUCCUUCCGCGAUCGUUGAGCACACGAAGAAGGUGCUGUACCUCGAGGACGACGACAUCGCUCACAUCCACGAGGGUCAGUUGAACAUUCACAGGGCCGGAAAGCGGGAGGGUGGUUCGGCGAUCCGUGCCAUCCAGACCCUGGAGUUGGAGCUUCAGGAGAUCAUGAAGGGCAAGUUCGACCACUUCAUGCAGAAGGAGAUUUUCGAGCAGCCCGAGUCCGUUGUGAACACCAUGCGUGGACGCUUGGACGUUGUCAACAAGAAGGUCACCCUGGGUGGUCUUCGCCAGUACAUCAGCACUAUCCGCCGAUGCCGAAGAAUAAUAUUCAUCGCCUGCGGUACAUCGUUCCACUCCUGCAUGGCCGUGCGUGGGUGUUUCGAGGAGUUGACCGAGAUCCCGAUCGCUGUUGAAUUGGCCUCCGACUUUUUGGACAGACAGGCACCCGUGUUCCGUGAUGAUACUUGUGUCUUUGUCUCACAAUCCGGAGAGACCGCCGAUUCGCUCAUGGCCCUGCGCUACUGUCUCGAGCGCGGUGCCCUGACCGUCGGUAUUGUCAACGUUGUCGGUUCGUCGAUUUCGCUCCUCACUCACUGCGGUGUCCACAUCAACGCCGGACCCGAGAUCGGUGUUGCGUCCACCAAGGCGUACACUUCUCAGUACGUUGCGUUGAUCAUGUUCGCGCUCUCCCUGAGUGAGGACCGAGCAUCCAAGAUCAAGAGACAAGAGGAGAUCAUCGAGUCCCUCGGCAAGAUUUCCGGACAGAUCAAGGAUAUCCUCCAGCAGGACCAGGCGAUCAAGGAGCUCGUUGCCAAGUUCUUCCACAACCAGAAGUCGUUGCUGCUUCUCGGACGUGGCAACCAGUACGCCACCGCACUCGAGGGAGCCUUGAAGAUCAAGGAAAUCUCGUACCUGCAUUGCGAGGCUGUCAUGUCCGGCGAAUUGAAGCACGGAGUGUUGGCCCUGGUCGACGAGAACUUGCCCAUCAUCAUGAUCCUGACACGCGACGGCAUCUUCAAGAAGUCGCUCAACGCUUACCAGCAAGUUGUUGCCCGUGGUGGACGACCAAUCGUCAUCUGCAACGAAGACGACGAGGAGUUCAGAAACGAGACCUGCGAGAAGAUCCAGCUGCCCCAGACUGUCGACAUCCUGCAGGGACUCUUGAACGUCAUCCCCCUGCAGCUGAUGGCCUACUGGAUGGCUAUCGCCGAGAACCUCAACGUCGACUUCCCAAGAAAUUUGGCCAAGUCGGUCACUGUCGAGUAAAUACACGGGUGACUGGGGGAAGUCGUGCGUCCUUGGGCUGGGUCUGGGUUGAGUUGGAGCUCUCCUGCGUAUACCAUUUCGUGCUUUGAUCAUGGGGUUUCGGUAAACAGUGGGGAAUGGGAUGGACGGAUGGCAUACGAUAGAUGGCAGAUGGAAUCGAACAUGCCCCCACUGCUCUGAGCAA
This is a messenger RNA of Tricharina praecox, 2655 nucleotides long. Its product is annotated as glucosamine--fructose-6-phosphate aminotransferase. Gene Ontology annotation, biological process: protein N-linked glycosylation; fructose 6-phosphate metabolic process; UDP-N-acetylglucosamine metabolic process. The record is from RefSeq and is a predicted model, not a curated record. Bases 378 to 2471 code for a protein of 697 amino acids. NCBI's taxonomy places the organism in Eukaryota, Fungi, Ascomycota, Pezizomycetes, Pezizales, Pyronemataceae. The transcript has 7 exons. Gene Ontology annotation, molecular function: L-glutamine:D-fructose-6-phosphate transaminase (isomerizing) activity; carbohydrate derivative binding.